UAGACCUUAGCUUUUCCCAAUAAUUGCAACAUGAACUGCGCAAUGAACACAAAAUCAUAGGAUGCCAUUUUUUCAAUCAAACUAGAAGAAGUGGACUUACUUUUGAGAUCAACACCAUCCUCAAAUAUAACUUCAAGCACCUCAAUGAUGGCAUCCCACGUAUCAAGAACUCUAAUGAUUAGUUUUUCAAGCAAACCAAAAGGCUAGUAAUGGACGAGUUGAGAAAACGCUCUGCCUUCUCACUAGAUUUUUUCGCACCUCCCGGAGUCGUAACUAUCUAGGUUGCUCGUCACUUCCAACUGCUCUUUCUCUUCAAUCCACCGUUCGAUUUUGAGUUUUCUUCCUGCUGCUUGUUCGGAAUUCUUCAGGCUUCCUUAUCUACUACUUGGAUUUGGAAAAUCUUGGAAUUUUAGCAAGCUACGAAUUUCUUGGAGCUUUAGUUCGCUGUUCGUUACUGUUCAUACCCGAUUUAGAAACUCAGCUUCGAUCUAUUCUGUGGCAGCUGGUUGGGGAAGAAGAAGGUUGUUUGGGGGUCGCCACCCUCUGGCACACCUCCCACGACUGGUUUCUGACCACCACGGCGUCGCCGUACCACCGUUGCAAAAGAACCGUUACGAAGUGCACUGUUCAACGCAGCUGGGUUUUCUGCAGAUUUCUUCACUUUCCAUCGUUCAUAUCGAAAUCUGAAGCUUGUUUGGAGUUCAUCUAGCUGGGACAAAGCUUUUGGUACCGGUUUUAUCUCCUACAAAUCAGUAUUUUGAUUUCCCCCAAAUUCUUGGGCACUGUAGCUUGGAUGAAGGUCUGGUUUCUUUAAUUAAUUUUAAUUAAAGGUUUUUCGUGCUUUCUGGGUUUUGUGCUUAAACUGUGGUAAUCGUCUACUCUUGGACUGUGUUUUGUUUUUUUCUGGAAUUUUUUUGAGUAGUUUUGGUAGCUCGUGUUACUGUUCAUCUUCCUGGGAAAUUGCUACAGUAAAUCCUGCGCACUAAACACUAGUCACGAAAUUUUCCAGUCUUUUAUACCUAUCUUUUGUGGAAACUAACCAUUGCAGGUUGUUCUCCAUACUAAUGGAUAUCUUCUGGACUAAUUUCAGAUUUUUUGGAGCUCUUCCGAAAUUCCUGGAUUUUUUGAGCUACCUUUGACUAGUUAAACAUUUUUCCUGGAUUUUAGACUUGGCUUUUGGUUAAACUAAUCAUACCAGGUUGUUCAGCAUAUUGAGGGGUAUCUCCUUGAGUUUUUUGAGAUUUUUGGAGCACUUUCAAAAAUCUCAAACUUUCUGCCCGCUACAGUAAAAUCCUGCGCACUUUUGACUAGUUAUGAGUUUUUUCUGAACUCCAUACUUGUCCACUGGUUUAGCCGAUUAUACCGUUCUGUUCCUAACUUCGAGGGGAACUCGUGAGAGUAUUUUCAAAUUUUUCUGAGUUGGUUUGGGUUGGUUAAAUUGGAUUUGCUGCUACAGGUGGUUGUUUCUUCUUGUUUGUUUUGUUGUGUUGGCUUUGUUUGUUGGUACUAAAGGUGCAGGUGGGAUGUGCUGAUCAUUAUGACAAGGAACAACAAACAAUCUCGCACUCCUCCGCCUAAGGAUGAGGCAUUUGAUGCAAAAAUCCGAACGAUCAAUGCCAAGAAGGUAGAGAUUGAGAACAUGAGAAAGGAAGGGGACUCCACUACUAAGGUGUAUAUCCCCAAGACUGCUCCUAAGCUCACCAUUAAUCCUACAAUGCAAAGAAGUCAGCCAGCUCCCUCUUUUGAAGUAACUUCAAAGGAGAUUUCUUUUGAGAAAGAAACUGACGCCUCAAGUGCUACUAUUGACAUGAAUACUUCUAAAGUGGAUGGAUUGGUGGAGGAUAUAUCUAUUACACUUGGAUCUGAGGACACACAGUCCAUUGCUAGUCAUGGGGAUGAUAGGGAUCAAGAGAAUGAUGGAAAGAAGGGAUGAGUUAAUUUGUUCCAAAAUAACCGCUCCCUCUCGCACGGCAUGAAACUUGAUUACGUCCCACCCAUUGGGGAUGUUGUUGACUUCUCAAAUCGGAAAGUACCCUCCAUUGUUGACAUAUGGGGGUACUGUUUGGUGGGGAUUUUCACGGGCAGAUUUCCCGGAAGGAAAGCAGUAUCUGACCUCAUUAAAACUUGGGGUUUUGAGUGCAAAAUAAAAUCACACGAUAAAGGAUGGACAAUAUUUCAAUUCAAGACGGAGGAGGACCGUACCAAGGUCAUUUCCGAAGGGCCUUACUCAUCCUAUGGUAAGGCUCUUUUCCUCAAAGUAUUAUCCGAGGAUUUUGAGGUGGAUGGUGAUGAAUUUUUGAAAGUUCCCAUUUGGAUAAAGCUGCCCGGGCUUUCGGUCACACUAUGGAACAAGCCGGAGAUAAGUGAAUUGGCCUCACGGGUAGGGGUACCCAUCAUUGCUGAUCAAGUCACGCUCAACAAAGCUAGGGCUAACUUUGCACGAGUUCUUGUGGAGGUUGAUUCUACUAAACCUCCGGUUCUUGAGAUCCCAAUGAUUCAACCGUCCUGGAGAAAAAGGAAACAAUAUGUGAUAUAUGAGACAUAUCCUAACUAUUGUUUCGAAUGCAAAAGAUUUGGACACAAUCCCUUUCUUUGCAAAGUGCUCCACCCGGAAUUGAAGGAGGAGGAAGAAAAACAAAAAAAUGAUACGAAGAAGAGCUUAAAACCGAAUGGUGAGGGCCAAAUUGUGGAGAAUGCCGCUGUCCUUAAAGAGCCGGAGGAGGCACCGUUUCAACUAGUGGAGCCAAGGAGAAAGAAAAUACCGGCUGCCACCGAACCUAAGGCACCGGUUGCCACUAAAGCAAAGGAACCCGCUGCCCAAAAGAAGAAACCGAGCAAGGAAUUUGUAUGGAGAGGAAGAAAAAUCCUUAAUGUGCACCAAAUGCAAUCGGAUGAUAUUGUCACGGAUUUUAUUAUUGAAGAAGAUGGUACACAUGUGGCAUUCGUCAAAAAAACGUCACCAACUAAAGAGCUAUGUAUCUGUGGCAAGGCUUGCAUUGGAUACGCUUAAGGAGGCUCGUGAUGAUACGCCGGGCAUUAACUUCACCGACGAAUGCAUGGUGGCACUUCCAGGAGUGAAACGAACCAAGGGAUGGUAUGCUUUUAAUAAAGAAAUUUUUAUUUCUAACGUAGUUGUUUUCUUUGAUCUUAAUGCUAGGCACAAUGUUGAAUUUGCACGAGUUAAGAAGCAAAGGCAAAUGGAAGAGGAAAAAAUACGUGCGGCCAAGGAGGCUAAGGCGAAAGCUGCGGCAAAGGAGGUUGAGCCGAGGCCUACUAUGCCAAAACCGAAUAAGACUAUGGGAGAACGGGAGGUGUUGAGUGUGUAUGAGAUGGAUGAAGAGGACGUUGUAACUAUGAUGUUCUUUCAUGAAGAUGAAUAAAGGACCGUGUACGUCGCAAAAAAGGAGAACAUCCCUUUCAGCCAUCAAGUGUGUAGAGUUGGUCCAGAUUUCAAGAAGACCGAUUGGGAUAGUCCCGGGAUGAACUUCACGCAUAAAUGCCUACGUUCACUUCCAGGAGUCAAAAUUGCAGGACCAUGGUUUGCUUUCAACACUUCAAUCUUUAUUCCUAAAGUUGUUGCUUUUUUUGAUGAAAAUAGCAUAGAAAACUUGGAGCAUCACAAAAGGAUGAUGGCGCGGAAAGAGGAAGAGGAGGAUGAAAGUGUGGAGGAAUUGGAGGAUGGCCACACCUCCAACUCUGAGGAUUGUGAUGAUUAAAGCAGUCAUAUGGAAUGUGAGAGGUUUGAAAAACUCCUCUAAACACUCUACUAUUUCGAGUUUAAUUAAAUUUAAUCAAGCGAGUUUGUGUUGUUUCUUGGAAACAAAAAUGAAAAAAAUAAAUAUUUCUAACUAUAUUGCCAAUAAAUGGCCUGGAUGGUUUUUUGAAACUAACCAUGAUUUUAUUCAAGGUGGCCGAAUACUUGUUUUUUGGAAUCCAAAUUUAAUAUCUUGUACGUUGAUUGAAAUGGGGGAACAACACAUGCAUUUUCAAUGCCUAUGCCGCACUUCACAAACUGUUUUUCAUGCUACAUUUGUCUAUUCUCUCUAUACAGUUUUGAGGCGAAAAGAGCUAUGGGAGCACCUUGCGUUACUUGGGGACCAAAUUAAGGACCCUUGGUUUAUAGCGGGUGAUUUUAAUUGUGUGUGCUCUCCUAAUGAGAGAUUGGGUUCUAACGCACCCUCGAACUAUCUUUUAAAAGAUUUACUUGAUUUUAAAAUCCGGGCUAGCCUUCAAGAUGCCCCAUCCACGGGAGAAUUCUUUAUGUGGAAUAAGGGACCUCUUUGGGCAAAACUUGACCGGGUUUUGUUAAAUGAGACGUGGGCUCAUUUGGGGAUUGAAUGCAAGGCUCAUUUCACUGAAAUGGAGGUCGAGUUUGAUCACACGACAUCCGUGGUGUCUAUACUCAAUAAUACCUAUCUCAGGUCGAAAUCAUUCAAAUUUUUUAACAUGUGGUUACAACAUUGUGCUUUCACUAACAUACUUUUGCAGAAUUGGAAUGUGAAUAUUCAAGGCACGGCUCAAUUUCAAAUUGCUAAGAAACUUAAGUUGCUAAAACAGCCGCUUAAGAAUCUUAACAAAGUGGAAUUUGGUCACAUUUCUAUGAAGGCAAAAAAUGCGAAAGAGGACUUUAAAAGGUUAAACAGGUUGUUGCUUGAUUCUCCCAAUGAUGCCGAGCUCAAAGAGCAAGUAAUUGGGGCGAGAAAAAGAGCCACUUUCCUAGGUGAGGCCGAAUGUAGUUUCUUCCAACAACGUGCAAAAGCUACACAUAUCCUUGAGGCGGAUAAGGGCACAAGGUAUUUUCACGCUAUCGUCAACAGGAACAAGGCCAGGAAUACCAUUACGUCCAUUAGGCUGGAUGAUGGUAGCCUCACUACUACUAUUGAUCGUGUUGGGAAUGAAUUUGUAAAAUUUUUUGUUGAUCUUUUUGGCACUGAGAUGGAAACCCUUUCCUUUGACCAAACGGUACUAGGAACCGGCCCUUUGAUUGAACCAAGCGUUCAUGAUAGCCUAUUAUCUCCGAUAACUAACAAAGAAAUUAAAGAUGCUUUGUUUGAUAUUGGGGAUGACAAGGCAUCGGGGCCGGACGGUUAUUCAUCGGCGUUUUUUAAGAAAAAUUGGAAUGUUGUGGGGGGGGGGGGGGGGGGAUGUGACUCGGGCGACCAAAGAGUUCUUUAACUCGGGAAAGAUGCUUAAACAGUUAAAAUACACUGUGAUAGCUCUAAUUCCUAAAACUAGUCACUCCCCUAUGGUCUCAGAUUAUAGACCUAUUUCAUGUACUAAUGUGCUUUACAAGAUCAUUACGAAGAUUAUUGUGGCAAGAUUGAGCCCUACCCUCUCGGGUUUGAUUAACAAAGCACAAGGUGCGUUUGUGGAUGGCCGCCUAAUGUUUGAUAACAUUUUCCUCGCCCAUGAACUUGUUAGAGGAUACAAUAGGAAGCAAAUUUCACCUCGUUGUAUGAUUAAGGUGGAUUUGCGCAAGGCCUAUGAUACAAUGGGAUGUGACUCGGGCGACCAAAGAGUUCUUUAACUCGGGAAAGAUGCUUAAACAGUUAAAAUACACUGUGAUAGCUCUAAUUCCUAAAACUAGUCACUCCCCUAUGGUCUCAGAUUAUAGACCUAUUUCAUGUACUAAUGUGCUUUACAAGAUCAUUACGAAGAUUAUUGUGGCAAGAUUGAGCCCUACCCUCUCGGGUUUGAUUAACAAAGCACAAGGUGCGUUUGUGGAUGGCCGCCUAAUGUUUGAUAACAUUUUCCUCGCCCAUGAACUUGUUAGAGGAUACAAUAGGAAGCAAAUUUCACCUCGUUGUAUGAUUAAGGUGGAUUUGCGCAAGGCCUAUGAUACUAUUUCUUGGGAUUUCCUUGCCAAUGUUCUUAGGGGUGUGGGCUACCCCGAUUUAUUUGUUGGUUGGAUAAUGGAGUGUGUUACUACCACGUCUUUUUCUGUUUCUUUGAAUGGUAUUUUGCUUGGUUUCUUUAAAGGUAAGCGUGGCAUUAGGCAAGGGGAUCCGAUGUCCCCAUUGCUUUUCGUUCUAUGCCUUGAGUACUUCUCUCGCCUUCUUACCAGGAAAUCUAAAAUGUCGGGCUUUAACCAUCACCCGCUUUGUGGGUCCUUGGGUAUAACCCACUUGGCCUAUGCGGAUGAUCUUAUGCUCUUUUCGAGGGGAGACAAAUACUCCAUCAGAAUAUUGGUUGAGGCUCUUAAAGAGUUUGGGGACGUAUCGGGCCUAAGAGUUAACCAUAACAAAUCUAACAUUUUCGUCGGUGGGGUUAAUAGUUUCGAUUUGCAGGGUAUUUUAGACCUCGUGGACUUUGAUCAUGGAGUUUUCCCGGUGAGAUAUCUCGGUAUCCCACUUGCGCCUUUAAAAGUCUCCGUGGCCCAAUAUGCGCCACUCCUUGACAUGGUAAAUAAGUUCUUAAGCACUUGGAACACCAAGACGAUUUCCUAUGCAGGUAAACUUGAGUUAAUACGAUCUGUGAUCCAAGGGGUCCAGUCGUUUUGGCUCCAAGUGUUUCCGGUACCUCAAACUGUUCUUGAUAGAAUUAUUUCGAUAUGCCGUAUUUUUUUACGGGGUGGCAAAUUCGCAAAGGUGGCUUGGGACGAUAUUUGCCUCCCUAAAGAGGAAGGGGGCCUUGGCAUUCACAAUGCUAAGAUAUGGAAUCAUGCCCUCCUCGCUCGCACCCUUUGGGAUGUACAUCUAAAGAAAGACACGCUCUGGGUACGUUGGGUGAGUGGUGUAUACCUCAAGGGUAAAAUCGUGUGGGAUUUUGUCCCACACACCCGAGACUCCCAGCUCAUGAAGCGACUGAGUCUCAUUCGCGAUAAGAUUCGGGGCUGUUUUAAUAACUUGAAUGAUACGAUAGUUGGCCUUAAUUCCCGUUCCACGAAUGGAAAAUUAACCUCCGCCAAAAUUUAUGAUUUGCUAAGAGUUAAGGGUAAUGCUAGGACUCCUAUGAGUUUCAUAUGGAAAUCCUACAUUCCCCCCAAACUCUCUUUUAACGUGUGGUUGGCUUUAAGAAACCUGCUUCCUACCCAGGAUAGCCUCGGUUAUCUACACAUUGUGAAUAGGUGUGACCUGUGCAAGGGUGGUUUGGAGACAAUACCACACCUCUUUUUCCUCCGCCCUUUUACUUGUAGGGUGUGGCAGCACAUAAGGAACUGGAUGGGAUUAAGGCAUGAGAUGACCACCUUGCUAAGUGCCGUGAAGUGGAUUAUGAAGACUCAUAGAGGAUCGACGCUGAAGGCAAAUGAGCCCGCCUAGCAUUCUGCGCCGCGGUGUAUUAUAUUUGGCAUGCGCGUAAUGAGAUACGAUUUGAUGGGGGAUCAAAGACGGAGGAGAAUAUUAUUGCGAAGAUCAAGCUUGUGGUGUAUAAGGUCCUAUACAACUUAUACCCACAUGAACUGAUCAACUUUUGAUGGUGGAUGCCGAAGCCGCGACAUAACCUCCUUGGACUUGAGUGUGCACUAUGCAACACAUCGGACUUCUGGUUGGGGCUAAGGGGAGAAUUCACUAUAACCUCCUCUUGGCUAGGUUCUUUUCAUUUGGGCAUUUAGUAUUGUAUACUUAGGCCCUUUUUGAGUGUUGACCUUAGAUUAGAUCGAAUAAAAACUUCUCCUAACCCCUACACUAGGUAGGGGUGAGGGAGGUUUUAGGAGAUCUAGAACCUUUUUGAUGUAUAUUUUUCUGGGUGUUAAUAUAUAUUUACAUUUCAUCCAAAAAAAAACAACUCUAAUGAUUGUUUUAUAAUGGGAACCCCAACGAGUAUCACUCGGUCGUGCUA
This is a messenger RNA of Cuscuta europaea, 7779 nucleotides long. Lineage: Eukaryota; Viridiplantae; Streptophyta; Magnoliopsida; Solanales; Convolvulaceae. The record is from the annotation of a GenBank genome assembly.